AUGGAUGAUUCGCAACCCAGCCCAUUCCCGCUGGCGCCUGUCUCAGCGGCCAUCCUUGCAGAGCAGGAGACAGAACGGAGGAAUCAUCUGCGUCAGCUGGGAUAUCUUAAAUCGGGGUGUGCCGAAAUAGACGACUAUGUUCUACAAGGGGGCUUUGAGAGGGGCCACAUUGUGGGUUUGAGUGCAGAGGAGGAGACACUUGGGCUGACUUUGGGUUUACAAAUUCUCUCCAAAAUGCUAUCUGAGAAUCCUGAAACGGCACUCAUAAUCACGCCCAAACCAGCGGGCGAGAUUCUGCGCUCCCUACGAGACAGCAUCCGAACAUCACUAUCACUCCCACCCCACGAGAUCGACCACAAAGUAAAAUCCUGCCUAGACAACGUCAUGCUCUCCUGUGUGUUCGACAUAGACGGUCUAUGGCAAGUCCUCUCCGACCUCGACACCAAGUCCGAAAUCCAAGACAGCCAAGACUCAGAACCAGCCCUCUCGCCAUCCUCCCCUUCCCUCAUCCUCAUCACCCAUUUCUCAAGCCUCCUCACCUCGCUCUUCACCCAACGCACAAAGGACUCGGCGCACACGAAACUCUCCCUCCUAGCCUCCCACCUGCGCUAUCUGUCGCGGAAUCUACCCUCCCACCCGCUCAUCCUCAUCCUCAACUCGACCACCGACUCGCACGACGGGCAAGACAAGCGCCACAAUAAACCACUAGAUCCGUCUUUACGAUCGAUCUUCAACCCCCCGCCGCUGCAUAUACCAGGGUAUGUGGCUACUUCUUCGCGGAGGAGCAAGCCUUCUUUUGGACUUGUGUUUACGCAGCUGCUUGAUUUGCAUGUGCUUGCUUCGAGGGUGCCGAGGACGAGGGACGACGCGGAGAGUGUGGUGAAUUCGAGGGAUGCGACGUUUGUGACGGUGCUGGAGGUUCUGCUAGAUGAGAUGGGGUUGUGGACUGGGAGGAUGGGGAGGAGGAUGAAUAGGGAGCAGAGAUGGGGGGCUGUUCGGGUGGAAGGGGGGAGGGUGGUGGAUGCGUUUGCGAAGAGGGAGGUUGUGGAAGUGGUGGAAAUUAGAACAUCCGGAGGUUUUGGCGGACGACGGGCAUAA
Messenger RNA from Pochonia chlamydosporia 170, 1098 nucleotides. RefSeq names its product fasciclin domain family protein. Gene Ontology annotation, molecular function: ATP-dependent activity, acting on DNA; four-way junction DNA binding; single-stranded DNA binding. The record is from RefSeq and is a predicted model, not a curated record. NCBI's taxonomy places the organism in Eukaryota, Fungi, Ascomycota, Sordariomycetes, Hypocreales, Clavicipitaceae. Bases 1 to 1098 code for a protein of 365 amino acids. Gene Ontology annotation, cellular component: centrosome; replication fork; Rad51B-Rad51C-Rad51D-XRCC2 complex. Gene Ontology annotation, biological process: DNA strand invasion; reciprocal meiotic recombination; double-strand break repair via homologous recombination. The transcript has 2 exons.